Messenger RNA from Phalaenopsis equestris, 486 nucleotides. Its product is annotated as short-chain type dehydrogenase/reductase-like. Bases 1 to 486 code for a protein of 161 amino acids. Lineage: Eukaryota; Viridiplantae; Streptophyta; Magnoliopsida; Asparagales; Orchidaceae. The record is from RefSeq and is a predicted model, not a curated record. The transcript has 2 exons.
AUGUCGCGCCCCUGUCAGGGCCGUGCCGCGAUCGUCGCCGGCGCCACCCGCGGCAUUGGCCGCGCCACCGCCCUCCAACUGGUCUCCCUAGGCGCCUCCAUCACCCUAGUCUUCUAUUCCAGAUCCGUUGAAGCCGAGCGCCUCGCUGCAGAAAUCAAUUCUUCUUCCUCAGUCUCCAUUAUCCGCGCCAUCACCAUCCGCGCUGAUGUUUCCGAUCCUAUCGCUGUCCGCUCAGUCUUCGAUCUCACCGAAAAAACCUUCAAAUCCCCCCCACACAUUGUCGUGCACUCCGCUGCCAUCUUCGAUCGCAAAUACCAGUCCAUGUCCUCCACCCCUCAAGCUAUAUUCGACUCAAUCAUGUCAGUCAAUGCACAAGGCGCCUUCCACGUGUUUCAAGAAGCAGCCAAUCGAGCAAAGCUGCCUCCUUGCUAUGAAUUGUUGUCAAGCUGGCUGUUUGAGUUCUUAUCUCACAAACAACUUGAAUGA